Molecule: messenger RNA, 1183 nt
Organism: Humulus lupulus (European hop)
Lineage: Eukaryota; Viridiplantae; Streptophyta; Magnoliopsida; Rosales; Cannabaceae
Product: protein CHAPERONE-LIKE PROTEIN OF POR1, chloroplastic
Exons: 3
Coding region: 56-937 (293 amino acids)
Cellular component (GO): chloroplast membrane
Source: RefSeq, a predicted model, not a curated record
GGAGCUUUGGCUUGCUUAAAAAUCAGCCUCACGUUUCUUUGGUCUCUGUAAAAAAAUGGCAGCCACUCUCUCCGUUCGGCCCAACCGCAUAACCGGCGGUUCUCCGUACAAUCGGCCACCAGUCAGACGAACCGGCCCGGCUUACCUUCGAAAGUUACUGACUAAGAAAUUGGAGCUAUGGAGUGGCUCAAUCGAGUCGACCCGUGGGGGCGCAUUAGCCAGAACGCCUGCGCUGGUCCGAGCCGGCUCCAGAGCCGAUGACUCUGCGCCGUUCGAGAUGUCGGUAGAGAACGCCUUAAAACUCCUCGGAGUCUCCGAUGGUGCUUCGUUCGAUGACAUACUUCGCGCCAAGAACUCGAUCGUAGCCUCUUGUAAGGAUGACAAGGACGCAAUUGCGCAGGUGGAAGCUGCAUAUGACAUGUUGCUCAUGAGGAGCUUAACUCAGAGGCGAGCAGGAAAGGUUGUAAGUAGUAACAUUCGUUAUGCUGAUGUUAAGCCUGUAGGUGCUUCUGGAAUGGGAUCAAUGCCUCAAUGGCUGCAGACUUCUGUAAAGAAAUCUCCAGUUUCGGUAGAGACUCCAUCAAGGGGUGAGUUAGGCCUAAAGGCAGGUGUUUAUGGAGCUUUGAUGGUCUUAACUUACGUUAAUGGAGCCACCACAUCCUCUGGCUUGCCAUAUUCUGAGGCUGAUGUUCCUGGAUUAAUUUUGGCGGGUAGUUUUGGAGCUUCCUUGUACUUCAUGACGAAAAAGAAUGUUAAGUUAGGGAAGGCUACUAUAAUAACCAUAGGUGGGCUUGUUGCUGGUGCAGUGGUGGGGUCAGCAGUUGAGAACUGGUUGCAGGUAGAUAUUGUUCCUUUUCUGGGUCUGCAUUCUCCUGCUGCUGUAGUGAGCGAAGUUAUACUUUUAUCUCAAUUCUUAGUGUCACUGUAUUUGAGGUAGAGCUAAAAGAAGACUGUGAUAGUAACUCAAUUGUGAAAUCUGUAAUUAUGCAUUCCCAUGAUCAUACCCAAGGUCUUUUUUCCCCCUAUUAGGAUGUGUAUCAUUGCAUAUUGUACAAAAGCAAAUUUUAAGUUAACAGAACUCAAUCAUUUGGAAUUUUCUCCCAGAAUAAUAGACAUGUAAAAACCAAAACACUCUGUUUUGGGGGUUAAGCCUGAUUAUAUUUAUAUAUUAUUUCUUUUGAUA